AAUCGGAUGUGAUGUAAAACUGUACACUUUUGUAUCAGUCACCGAUCAGAAUAAGUCGCUUUAGUUUAGACGAUUAUUGUGGUUGUUUCAAAGAAAACGUUAGCUUGUAUCCUUAAUGCUAAUGCAGAGCAACGAUAGACCGUUAAACGAGCAUAAAAGGGUCGUUAGUAAGUAGGAGAAGUGGAGAAAACCGCCCGGUAAAAAAAUCAAAAUGGCACCGAAGAUUUGUGGACCAAAGCUAUCGACUUGCUGCUCGCUGGUCAGUAUAUGGGGAGUUGUUAUGUUGCUUCUACUCGGCGUUUUCUUCAGGGUUAACUCUAUCGCCCUCGUCGAAGACCUACCUCUUCCAGAGUCUCCGGCCAAUCUGACACAAGCAACGUUGGAAGCUGCGUACACGGACGUCUCAAAUAACUGUUUUAUUGCGGCUGGAUUUUACGUUUUGUGGCUGGCAUUUUCUGUGUGGCAACUUCGAGUGAACAACAAGCAGCAGUUCAAUGUGUCCUAAUCAACGAGACUUUCUCGACUCAACGCAACAUUCCUUUGAAAAGAUCUCCUGAUAGGUCAACGACCUCCUUUACCUGGGCGUCCUUCAAUUGAACAGGAAAAUAAUACAUUUAUUUCUGAAAAGAUGAUUCUCUGCUUGGCAGCUCCGAGUCAACAAGCAGCAGUUCAAUGUUGUGAAUUAAUCGUCAACUCAACUCAAAAUUCCCUUUGCUUUAAAGCAAGUGGACACUAUUGGUAAUUGUCAAAGACCAGUCCUCUACCUUGGUGUAUCUCAACAUAUACAUAAAAUAACCAAC
Molecule: messenger RNA, 800 nt
Organism: Asterias rubens (European starfish)
Lineage: Eukaryota; Metazoa; Echinodermata; Asteroidea; Forcipulatida; Asteriidae
Product: ribonuclease kappa-like
Exons: 2
Coding region: 212-505 (97 amino acids)
Molecular function (GO): RNA endonuclease activity
Source: RefSeq, a predicted model, not a curated record